GUUCUCUGCUCCAUCCCUAGUCUCUGCCCCUGUGCUCUGUCUCCUCCACACAGUAACGUCUCACCCAUCACUCCGGCGGCACAGCUACUCUGCAGCGUACAGUGACACCAUACAGGCGGAGGAUAAGAAGCGCUGCACAUAGAACAUGGCGAGUGAGCAGAACGGUGCAGUGACUGGCAUGGCUGAUGGCCAGGAGGAUGUUACAGCGACCAUCACAGACCCCAAUGGCAAGAGCAAGAAGAAAGGAGUUUUCUCGAAAUCAGAAGAUAAAGAGAAAUCAGAGAAACCCAAGUUAGUGAGUCCUUUCACCAUGUUCCGCUACGCUGGAGGCGUGGACAUACUGCUUAUGCUGAUUGGGACAGUGGCAGCAAUAGCGCACGGGGCGUGCCUCCCGCUCAUGAUGCUGGUGUUUGGCGAAAUGACGGACAGCUUUGUUGACUCUGAGAAAAAUGACACACUGGAACGUACAACAAAUACAUCCUUUGAUCUAGAGGAACAAAUGACCAUGCAUGCCUAUUAUUACGCGGGUCUAGGAUUUGGAGUGCUUCUUGCUGCUUAUAUAGAGAUCGCAUGUUGGACACUGGCAGGUGGCCGGCAGAUAAAGAAAAUAAGAAAUAAUUUUUUCCAUGCGGUGCUGAGGCAGGAAAUCGGCUGGUUUGAUGUCAAUGAUGCAGGAGAGCUGAACACGAGGCUGACAAGCGAUGUGCAAAAAAUUAAUGAAGGAAUCGGCUCAAAGAUUGCCCUGUUGAUUCAGUCAAUAUCUACUUUACUGACCAGCCUUAUUAUUGGCUUCGCUAAAGGCUGGAAGUUGACGUUGGUUAUUUUGUCAAUUAGUCCACUCAUGGCGCUGUCGACUGCUCUUUGGGCGAAGAUAUUGACAGCGUUCACUAACAAGGAGAUGACAGCUUACGCCAAAGCUGGAGCAGUGGCUGUGGAGGUUCUCGUCGCUGUUCGGACUGUCAUUGCCUUUGGUGGACAAGAUAAAGAGAUCCAAAGGUAUGAAAAGAAUUUAGAAGAAGCCAAAAAGAUAGGGAUCAAGAAGGCCAUCACAGCUAACGUGUCUAUUGGAUUUGUUUACUUAUUAAUGUACGCCUCCUACGCAUUGGCAUUCUGGUAUGGUACCAGUCUGAUUCUAGCUAAAGAGUUGUCUAUCGGAAAUGUGCUCACAGUGUUCUUUGCUGUGAUUUUUGGUACAUUUACUAUCGGACAAGCAGCACCCAAUAUUGAAGCCUUUUCAAGUGCCAGGGGAGCAGCAUAUACAAUAUUUAAUAUUAUUGAUAAAGUACCGAAAAUAGACAGCUUUUCAACUUCAGGCUUUAAACCUGACAAGGUUACGGGAGACAUCGAAUUCAGGAAUGUGAAAUUUAGCUAUCCCUCCAGACCUGACAUUCAGGUUUUGAAAGGCUUGAAUCUUAAAGUACCUACUGGUAAGACUGUAGCCUUAGUAGGGAGCAGUGGUUGUGGCAAGAGUACAACAGUCCAGCUCAUCCAAAGGUUCUAUGAUCCAGAGGAAGGCUUGAUCACUAUUGAUGGGCAGGACAUUCGCAAUCUAAAUACCAGGUACUUAAGAGAGAUGAUUGGGGUGGUGAGCCAAGAACCCGUUUUGUUUGACACCACGAUUGCUGAGAAUAUCCGUUUCGGCCGGGAAGAUGUCACGAUGGAGGAAAUUGAACGAGCUACCAAGGAAGCAAAUGCCUACCACUUUAUCAUGAAGCUUCCCAACAAAUACGAGACCCUGGUGGGAGAGAGAGGAGCGCAGUUGAGUGGGGGCCAGAAGCAGAGGAUCGCUAUCGCACGGGCGCUGGUUCGCAACCCCAAAAUUCUCCUUCUUGACGAAGCCACCUCUGCGCUGGACACUGAGAGCGAAUCCGUUGUACAGGCAGCUCUGGAUAAGGCUAGGGAAGGCCGGACCACCAUCGUCAUCGCCCACCGCUUGUCAACAAUUCGAAAUGCAGACAGUAUUGUUGGAUUUCAUGAGGGUUUUAUUGUGGAGCGAGGACGCCACAGUGAACUCAUGCAGAGAGAAGGAAUUUACUAUAAACUGGUCACCAUGCAGUCAUUAGAAGCAGAGAAAGACAAAGAGGGUUAUGAAGAAGAUAACUCUAAAGACAUUGAAGAUUCUGCAGUAUACACUGCCACAAAACUAGUGAGAAGGAAAUCAAGUCGCCUUGGCAGCUUUAAGAAAGCACCAGAGAAGGAAGACAAAGCGUACGAGGAAGACGAUGAUGAUAAAGAUGAGGCUGUAAAGGUGCCACCGGUCUCUUUUCUAAAAAUUAUGAAGCUGAACAAGUCGGAGUGGCCAUACUUUGUGGUUGGUGUCAUUAGCGCAAUUAUCAACGGUGCCACACAGCCAGCGUUUGCCAUUAUAUUCUCCAGGAUUAUCGGGCUGUUUGCAGGCCCGGUCGAGGAGAUGGAAGCAAAAAGCACCAUGUAUUCUCUGUUAUUUCUGGCAAUCGGAGUUGUCAGUUUUGUGACAUUUUUCCUUCAGGGAUUCACAUUUGGGAAAGCAGGAGAGAUUCUCACAAAGAGACUCAGACUGAUGACCUUCAAGGCAAUGUUAAGACAGGAAAUGGGCUGGUUUGAUGACAAGAAGAACAGUACUGGGGCUUUAACCACACGACUGGCUACUGAUGCAUCACAAGUUCAGGGGGCCACUGGGUCCAGGCUGGCGUUGCUUUCUCAGAACAUUGCAAACUUGGGCACUGCAACUAUAAUAUCUUUUAUUUAUGGAUGGCAAUUAACCCUGCUCCUCUUGGUUAUUGUGCCAGUUGUUGCUAUCUCUUCUCUGCUACAAAUAAAGACAUUUGCCGGGCAUGCACAGAAAGACAAGCAGGAACUAGAAGUGGCUGGAAAAAUUGCCACCGAUGCUGUGGAAAACAUCCGCACUGUUGUCUCUCUAACACGAGAGAGGAAGUUUGAGGCCAUGUAUGAUGAAAAAUUAGUAUUGCCCUACAAGAAUGCCAUUAAAAAAGCGCACAUCCAUGGGCUGACCUUCGGGGUGUCUCAGGCCAUCAUGUACUUCUCCUAUGCGGCGUGUUUCCGCUUCGGUGCGUGGCUGGUAGUAAAUGGACAUAUGACUAUGGAGAAUGUAUUCCUAGUGUUCUCAGCCAUUGUAUUCGGGGCUAUGGCUUUGGGUGAGGCCAGUUCAUUCACUCCAGACUACGCUAAAGCAAAGAUGUCAGCGGCUCAUAUAUUCCACCUGCUGGAGAAGGAGCCCCUCAUAGACAGUUACAGCACCGAUGGACAGAGGCCUCCACAGUGUGAUGGGAACGUCACGUUCCGGGGGGUCCAGUUUAAUUAUCCGUCAAGACCAGAUGUGCAGGUGCUGCAGGGUCUGGACAUCAGUGUGAAGAAAGGGGAAACCCUGGCGCUAGUGGGCAGCAGCGGGUGUGGGAAAAGUACCACUGUCCAACUGCUGGAGAGAUUCUACGACCCACAAAUCGGAGAAGUGAGUGUAGACGGCUGUGAUGUGAGGAGAGUGAACAUCCAGUGGCUCCGAGCCCAGAUGGGCAUCGUGUCCCAGGAGCCCAUAUUGUUUGACUGUAGCAUAGCGGAGAACAUUGCCUAUGGAGAUAACAGCAGGACGGUGCCACAAGAAGAGAUUGAACGAGCAGCCAUAGGUGCCAAUAUCCAGAGCUUCAUUGAAGCCCUCCCAAAUAAAUAUAACACGUCUGUUGGAGAUAAGGGCACCCAACUCUCCGGGGGUCAGAAGCAGCGGAUCGCCAUUGCCCGAGCUCUUGUGCGUCAACCCAAAAUCCUACUUCUGGAUGAAGCCACAUCUGCUCUGGAUACAGAGAGCGAAAAGGUUGUACAAGAAGCGCUGGACAAAGCGCGGGAGGGCCGCACGUGUAUUGUGAUUGCCCACCGCCUGUCCACCAUCCAGAAUGCAGAUAAAAUAGCUGUGAUCCAGAAUGGGAGAGUCGUGGAACAGGGGACACAUCAACAGCUGCUGCAGCAGAAAGGGGUCUAUCACUCGCUGGUCACAAUACAGCUGGGACCCGCAUGAGGUGGAAGCAUGGCCAGACGUUAUACUACCUGACUUAUCAGAGGAUGGGUUACCUUUACUGAUUCAGAUUAUUUAAUUUUGAAUCUAAAGGCCAGUUAUUUGGACAAUAUUUGUGUAUCAGGGACAAUUAGGACCAAAGCAAAGUACAUAUACAGUGUCUAUUCCUCCAACACCUGACAGCAAAAUGCAUCAUUAUGACCAAAGAGAUGUAUCAGCCAUAAGAGUAAAUUGGUUAUGUGAGUGCUUACUUCUCUGGGGCACAUAUGUUGCUCUCUAAUCUGGAUAUUGUUGAUGGCAUCUGAUCUCCUGUAGAGAGAGAGAGAAAGACUCUCCAGCCCUGACUCAGGGGUCUAUUCAUGAAGCAGUGAAAAGUGUGGAGAAGUGAGCCAGUGGAGAAGUGGUCCAUCGCAACCAAUCAGCAUUGAAUUAACAUUUAUAAUUUGCAUACUAUAAAAUUGUACGGAGCAGCUGAUUGGUUGCCAUGGGCAACUUCUCCACUGGCUCACUUCUGCUCACUUUUCGCUGCUUCAUGAAUAGACUCCUUAGAAAGGUGAGACCCGUCCUGUAAUGGUAUACGGUCAGCAUCCCAGCAGUUGUGAUGCCAGAAUAACGACACCACUCAGAAACCCGGUGACAUCUCAAGGGUAAGUAUCUGGGUGCCGGUUAGGGUUAGGCACUAGAGGGGAAUUAGCUCUAGCUGCCACCCCCUUAGUCUUAUCCCUAGCCGCCACUCCCACUGUCUUAGCCCUAACCUUCACCCCAGGUGACUUAGGGUUAGGGUAGAGGACAGGGGAGGUUAAAAUAAUUACCCCGUCCCCUGUCGGCAUUUGAAGUGUUGGGAUGCUGGUGUCGGUCAUGUCACCCCCAGCAUCUCGACUGCCGGCCUUCUAUAUCACACCCCUCCAAAUAAGCCCAAUUUAGGACAUUCUCUAUUUCGGCGUAACAAAGAAAUGGGCUGGUAAAGGUGAACAUUGCGGUAUACAAAGUUAAACUUGUAGUAAUUAAUCUCUUUACAUUUCAGGCUGUAAGUAGUUAUAAUCUAAGUAAUAAGUCUAUAGUACUGUGUUAAGCUCGUUUAACUUACAGGAAAAGAGCAAUACCUUAAAUACACCACUGUCCAGGCCGCUGCGACCGUUAAGCGCGUGUGUGUGUGUGUGUGUGUGUGAAACCCCUAUCAAAUGCGUACACGUUGCGUAAGCACGCCGUCACGCUGUAAGCACAAAGUAGCUAUACAUGCGGCAGAAUACACUUUAUAACCUUUAACAGGAAAGGAAUGCGACACUAAUUGUAUAUGUAAUGUUGAGGACGAACCCAGCAACAAAUAUUUACUCAAAAAGGGGUACAACAGAAAUACAAUCACAUAAGAGAAAAGGCUACAAUCAAUGAUACAUACGUUUGUUCGCCAGCGCCUCCCGUUUCCGGUCCUCAGUCAAUCUGGAUAGAUGACCUUCAGAGAAUGUCUCUGAACGGCCAGGAGGCUUGGCUUUUAUACAAUUGUCCAAAUCAUGAAACAAAGGAAACUGUAAUCUCUUCACCCAUAGGUCAAAGGGCUGGUCAUUUACAGUACAGGAGGGGUCAUAGGUCGGUUUGAAUAGGUGGGUGUUGCCUGGUCCAGGUGCACUUGCAGAUGUUCUCCACUGGGUUCCCGCCGAAUAUCAAGAGUACAGUAAAUACAGUGUAAUAUUAAUAUUCUGUUCCUGUGCAUAUCUAUGCGCAGGAGCGUGCUACAUUCUGCAAACUGCCAUCGGAAUAUUACCCUUGAAAUACUGUACAGCUGGAUACCAAACACCACCUCCUAACCUAAUUCUGUCCCCUCAUAUCCUGUAAAGUCAAAUCCCUCUGUUGUUAUACCUCUGAAGCAAAUGUAACUUGCUGGUGUGGUGCGUGUAGGCUAUGUGUAAAUUAUGUACUAUGUGAAUUAAAUAUGAGAUAUGUCUUUGUGGCUUUUCCAUGCGAAUGCGUUUGCUACCGUAUUUACUCAUACCACGCGCUAAUACGCAGGACUUCGUGAGCCAAUAUACGCAACGUGCAGUUAAAUAACUGCCACACAUUACUAAUAAAACUGAAAAUAUUACAUAUACAUUAUAUACAAAGUUCGGGUGACCGGGGUAGAGUUGUAAGUGGGAAAUGUAUAGCCUAGUGGGAUAGGAAAAGCAUGUAUGUAUGAAUUAAUGUCUGAGGGGCAUGUAUCAUCAUGCCGUAUAUGUUCUAAAUAAGCUUCGACGUAUUGCGAAGUAUACAUUAAAUACUUCUCAUCCUGUAUUAAGGGUGUGUACAUGGGCAAACAAACACUACCGAGCUCUUUCUAGGCAAAGGCCAUUAGUCCUCGCCGUUCCGGCUUCUUAUACCAACAAAUGGGGAGCACAUUUAUUUGAUGAUACAUGGAGGGGAAACGUAUGUGUGUGCCACUAUAUGUGGAUAACAUUUAUCGACUAUGUGUGCUAUUAACUGGAGAUUGCAGAGAUGAAGGUAAGACACAAAAAAAAUAAUACAUCCGGUUGGAUGUUUCUGGGUAGAGGUGAAAACAGAAAUGGUGAAAGAAACAGGCCUUGAAAUUCAUUUGCAAUCCUUAUCAUAACACUGUUUCUACGGAUGGGUCAUAAAUCAAAUCUGCCGCUGUUACAACGCCCUCGCUCCUUAGACUAGAAUAUCAAACCAAUAAUUAUGACGACACCCAGGAUACAAAGGAGAAACUUUCCUACACUCGCAAUUACAUUUUGCGUCCACUCUCCUAACCCAGAGAACCAUUUGAGUGGUUUCAAGCAUGAGGCCCAGCCGGUCAGUUAAUUACCCACAGCCGUCAAGGUAAGGUUGUGUUUCCUUCUGAACUCCCACUUUAACUGCAAGAUCUCGUCCAUCUUUUGGUCGAUGAUCUCCGUUGGGUCUUCAGUGCUAUUUGUAAUAUACGUACAGCACUUCACGCCAUAUUGAGUUGCCAGAGUAACACAGUACCCACCUGUCACAGACGUGACAUAAUUCAGGACCAUCCUGUGCUGGACCAGCUCCUUCUUGUAGGCUUGUAGCUCCCUACCCGUAUACCUGAAGGUGUCAUCAUACAUCUCGGUGAUAUUCUCUAUCAAGUUCGCUAGCGCAUGGAUGUACCUAUAAUUUAUAGUUCCUCUGGCAGUACGGGUGAUAUCUAAUGCGAGAAGGAACUGAAUCCCGGUGGAUUCAUGGAUCAAAUCAGAGGCUGCGUGCUCUGUCCUAUCUAUGAGGUGUCUCCUGAUUAUGUGUUCAUAAUGUGUAUGAGUAUUAGUGAUGAGCGAGGUUCGGUUUUACUCGGUUUUACUCGGUUCUCAAAACGGCAUCUUAUUGGCUAUCCAAAA
Messenger RNA from Pseudophryne corroboree (corroboree frog), 7332 nucleotides. Its product is annotated as ATP-dependent translocase ABCB1-like. Gene Ontology annotation, molecular function: ATP binding; ABC-type transporter activity; ATP hydrolysis activity. Gene Ontology annotation, cellular component: plasma membrane. Lineage: Eukaryota; Metazoa; Chordata; Amphibia; Anura; Myobatrachidae. The transcript is spliced from 28 exons. The record is from RefSeq and is a predicted model, not a curated record. Gene Ontology annotation, biological process: transmembrane transport. Bases 146 to 4006 code for a protein of 1286 amino acids.